UCCAGGCCCGGCCCCUGUACCGCCCUUCGCCGUCGGGGAGGCGGAGCUGGGUGGGUUUGCGCGGCCGGGCCGCUUCCUGGUCACCUGAGGAGGAGGUAGAAUCCCACUGCGGCGACAGCAGAGGUCUGCUGGUUUCGGGUCCGGCUGCCGCCAUGGCCUCUCUCUUCAAGAAAAAGACUGUGGACGAUAUAAUAAAGGAGCAAAAUCGAGAGUUAAGAGGUACACAGAGGGCUAUAACCAGAGAUAGAGCAGCACUCGAAAAACAGGAAAAACAACUGGAACUGGAAAUAAAGAAAAUGGCUAAGACUGGUAACAAAGAAGCCUGCAAAGUGCUGGCAAAACAGCUUGUACAACUGCGGAAGCAGAAAAAUCGAACUUAUGCUGUUAGCUCUAAAGUCACUUCUAUGUCAACUCAAACAAAGGUCAUGAACUCUCAGAUGAAGAUGGCAGGAGCUAUGUCAACUACAGCAAAGACAAUGCAAACAGUUAAUAAGAAGAUGGAUCCACAAAAGACACUACAAACAAUGCAGAAUUUCCAGAAGGAAAACAUGAAGAUGGAAAUGACUGAAGAAAUGAUUAAUGAUACUCUGGAUGAUAUUUUUGAUGCUUCUGAUGAAGAGGAAGAAAGCCAAGAUAUUGUUAACCAAGUGCUUGAUGAGAUAGGAAUUGAAAUCUCUGGAAAGAUGGCCAAAGCUCCUUCAGCUGCCAGAGGCUUGCCAUCUGCAUCAACAUCAAAAGCUGCUACCAUAUCAGAUGAAGAGAUUGAACGGCAGCUCAAAGCUUUGGGAGUUGAUUAGCUGAAUGGCAAUAUACAGUCUGCUUUCUAAUUAUUCAGCUUCAGACAGAUGUAAAAAGUGCAAAGACUCUUUCAGUGCAACUGAUGUGUAGGAAAACUUUGAAGCUUCAGGAAUGACAGCUUUAAGUUAGUACUGGGGAAAGGAGAAGGGAAGAAUAUUUUGAAUCAUUUUACUAGAAGUAUCCUUGGUAUGUCCAUUGCAUGGAGUCCUUCUGAGCACUGGACCAACCAAAGAUGUAAUUCUAAUGUUAAAUUUAUUUAUACCAGAUCUGAAUCUGUCCUCUGAAUUCAAAAUCUUCUUCUGUCUCAGUUCCUGAUCUAUCUUUAAAAUUGUCUGUGGCUGCUGGUGAUGACUCCUAGGAUGGCACCUAUAUAAAAUACAUCAUUUUUAUAAAACUAUCUCUAUCGGAAAACUCUUAGUCUGUCAUCUUAGCACAAAUGAAACUUCACCUUUGCUCUUUUGAGGAGAAACAGCCUUGAAAGCCUAGCAAAUUUAGGCAGAAAGAAAAAAUAUUUUAUGUAUUUCUUUCAAGUUCCUGUAUUAACUUUGAGUUGAUUAAAUAAUAGCUGGUUAUUCUUUUUACCAAAAGGGAAGGAUGCAGUCCUUCUGCAGUUAAAAGAUUAAAAUUUGGUAGUGAACUUUUUUGCAUGAAAGGCACUGACGGAACUAUACUGUACUGUAAUAUAGCUGGUUUCAACAGAAUUGCUGUGCCUUUAUGUAUAUAAAUCUUGUACCUUGUAAUUCUUUUCAGAGUGAGUCUUUGAAAAGUGAGUAAACUGGUAAAUAAGAUGCUUUCACAAAGACUACAGUGAGAUCUCUGUGUGCACUUGAUGGGACUCAGUGCUGAAGUUCAGAAAUGCAGCUUGUGCACUUAAGAAAAGGACAUUUGCCUGAAACAACAUUUGUAUAUAUUUUACAGUAUUUCUUAAUGGAAGAUAACUGUGCAUAAUUGUAUUGUUUACUAAGAUGCAAUUGAUCACAUUGAUAAGCUAAAUGAAAUCUUAGUUUUGAGAACAAUUUUGGAUGAUACAUAAUAAUUACUCCUCUAAACACUAUAAUAAAAGUGUUCUUGUUCUGUGAAGGUUUUUCUAUGGUCUCUGAACCGCAUAAACAUGAUUCUAGCUGUAAGUAGAAUGCAUUGGGCUAAUCAAGUAAAAACUGCUAAUAUUUUAAAUAGAUGACAAAGGCUGAGAACUCAGUUCCCAGUUGCGACUUCCUAGAUAGUGUGAAGUUCCUCAGCCCUUUGCUCUGAUGGAGAUUAUUUGCCCCUCAUUUGUGCUGGUGUAGUGGGGCUGUUCACUGAACAGAAACGACAAAAUCGUCUUGACUUUAAAAAAAGUAAAAUAUCUCCUCCCAAGACUGAAACUGGGAUAACUGUGGGGAGGACAAACUGCAGAGAGAGACUUUGCACUGCUAUAGAAAGUGUAGCAGGAAGCCAUAACCUCUAUGAUCUACUAUUGUUGCAUCAUCUGGGUUUUGGCAUAGAAGUGCAGGUGUUUAUUCUUUCUAUUUGAAGGAAGUAAUGGACAAAAUAUGCAUCUGUGAGGUAGUGGGUAGGAAUGUGUAAGUUUAUAUAUUUCAUAUAUCCACUAUAAAGUGUUUUUUGUUUUCUUUCUUACAAGUUUUGUAAAAAUCUAAUAAAAGGCUUUUUUUUUUCC
Messenger RNA from Pezoporus flaviventris, 2455 nucleotides. It is a transcript of the gene CHMP2B, whose product is annotated as charged multivesicular body protein 2B. The transcript has 6 exons. Bases 153 to 797 code for a protein of 214 amino acids. NCBI's taxonomy places the organism in Eukaryota, Metazoa, Chordata, Aves, Psittaciformes, Psittacidae. Gene Ontology annotation, cellular component: multivesicular body; ESCRT III complex. The record is from RefSeq and is a predicted model, not a curated record. Gene Ontology annotation, biological process: endosome transport via multivesicular body sorting pathway; late endosome to vacuole transport; protein transport.